Molecule: messenger RNA, 972 nt
Organism: Hydra vulgaris (swiftwater hydra)
Lineage: Eukaryota; Metazoa; Cnidaria; Hydrozoa; Anthoathecata; Hydridae
Source: RefSeq, a predicted model, not a curated record
AUGGACAAAAGCCAAAUGGUCGAAGCAGUGGCUGCAGUCGAAGAAAAAAGAAUGACUCAACGUACUGCAUCUAAAACUUUCAAGAUUUCUCGUUGCACUUUGCAAAAUUGUUUUUAUGGAAAAACUGAAAUGUGUGCACGUUCAGGUUGUUCUACAAAACUUGGAAGUGAAGAUGAGCUUAUGCUUGUUGAAUAUGCAUCUAAAAGAACAUCUAUGGGUAUUGGUUUUGGAAGGCGUCAGUUUAUGAAAUAUGCUGGGGAUAUAGCAAGAAAGCGGGGUAUUCCAUUCAAGAAUGGUCUGCCAUCUAAAAAAUGGUGGUCUCUAUAUAAAAAAAGACAUUCAACUUUUCGACUAAGAAUUCCUGAGGGUACAGCUGCUAUUCGCCAUCAGUGUAUGGACAAGAAAAAGAUUUCUAUUUAUUUUAACGCGCUGAAGCAAGUUAUGGAUGAGGUGAGUCUUUAUUGCAAACCCCAUUGUGUGUGGAAUAUGGAUGAAACUGAUUUGCAAUUGCAGCAUACACCAGAAAAGGUUGUUACUAAGUCAAGUUUAAGAUAUAUACAAAGUCGGACAAGUGGAAAUUGUGAAACAAUAAUUGCCACAAUUAGUGCCUCAGGCACUCACAUACCUCCUCACAUUAUUGUGAAAGGUAAAACCAGAAGAGCUUUAAAUGGCUUUGAAGUUCUUUCAGCUCCUGAAAGAAGUACUUGGAGUGUUUCUGAUUCUAGGUGGACUAAACAAGGUGUUGCAUUUCGUUGGUUUUCUGAAUCUUUGUUAACAAAUAUAGGACCUGAGCGACCUCAAAUAUUAAUUUUGGAUGGUCUUAGUUCUCAUAAUUUUAUAGAAUUGAUUGAUUCAGCUAUCAAGAAUAACAUCGUUAUAGCUGAACUUCCAGCACACACAUCACAUUGGCUUCAACCUUGUGAUCGGAGUGUAUUUAGAGCACUCAAACAACACUAUAAUGUUGCUUGCUAA